This is a messenger RNA of Chlorella variabilis, 1083 nucleotides long. RefSeq lists its product as hypothetical. Gene Ontology annotation, cellular component: cytoplasm. Bases 1 to 1083 code for a protein of 360 amino acids. The transcript is spliced from 11 exons. Lineage: Eukaryota; Viridiplantae; Chlorophyta; Trebouxiophyceae; Chlorellales; Chlorellaceae. The record is from RefSeq and is a predicted model, not a curated record.
AUGUUUGGGGGCAGCUCCAAGGAAGACAGCAGCAGCGGCCUGGUGGAGCGGCCGCUGUACCGUCCGCAGGAGAUGCAGCAGAUGGGUCCCUUCAAAGUGUCGCCCAUGGGCUUUGGCACCUGGAGCUGGGGGAACAAGCUGCUGUGGGGUUACGACGAGUCAAUGGAUACGGAGCUGCAGGAGGUGUUCAAUGUGCUGGUGGCCUCAGGCAUCAACCUGUUUGACACAGCAGACAGCUAUGGCACGGGGAAGCUCAACGGGCGUAGCGAGCAGCUUCUGGGCCGCUUCCUGAAAGAGUAUCCGGGGUCUCCGCAGGCAGCAGCCAACGUGCGGAUCGCCACCAAGCUGGCCGCCUAUCCCUGGCGCCUGGCUCCCUCCCAGUGGGUGGGCGCGUGCCGGGCCAGCCUGCGGCGGUGCGGCGUGGAGAAGCUGGCGUUGGCGCAGCUGCACUGGUCCACAGCCAAGUAUGCGCCGCUCCAGGAGCGGCUGAUGUGGGAUGGGCUGGUGGCCAUCUAUGAGGAGGGCCUGGUGGAUGCAGUGGGCCUGAGCAACUACGGCCCCAAGCAGCUGGCCAGGAUCGGGGCGUACCUUGACAAGCGGGGCGUGCCGCUGGCGGCGGUACAAGUGCAGUACUCGCUGCUCAGCCGCGGCCCGGAGCAGGCAUCUGUCAAGGCGGCAUGCGACGACCUGGGGGUGGCCCUCAUCGCCUAUUCGCCACUGGCCUUGGGCAUGCUGACUGGGAAAUACAGCGCGGAAGACCCCGGCAGCCUCCCGGGCGGGCCCCGCGGCCUGGUGUUCAGGCAAGCUGAGCGCGGCCCUCCGGUGCUGCCGGGGCUGCAGCCGCUGCUGGAGGUGAUGGGGGAGGUGGCGGCGCGGCGGCGCAAGACGCUGUCGCAGGUGGCAAUCAACUGGUGCAUGUGCCAGGGCACGGUGCCCAUCCCAGGCGCCAAGGACCUGCGGCAGGCGACGGAAAACCUGGGGGCGCUGGGGUGGCGGCUGAGCGACGGCGAGGUGCGGGCGCUGAGCGAGGCUGCAGACCGCGUGCCCAGGGUCAUGGUGCAAAACAUAUUUCAGACCAAGUAA